GCUCGCGCUGGUUCGAAGUUUAACGGAAUGGAAGGUGGGGGAGGAAUUUAGGGGCGUUUGAAUUGGCUGUGGAACGGCGGGCGGUUGGGAGCGCAGGAGCCGCGCGACCAGAGACGGACUCCGUCCACACUGCACACACAGGAGGGGGAGAGGAGAGAGGAACGAGGGAGAGAGAGGGCUCCACACUCCCCAGAGAGCGGCAGUCACCACGCAGCCCAAAGUCCGAAACUCUCCCUGUGUGUGUGUGUGUGUGUGUGUGUUGUGUCUCUCUCUCUCACUCACUUUCGUUUGAACCAUGAAGAAAUUCUCGCGGAUCUCGAAGCCCGAGGGCGCGGGUUAUAUCGGUGCCGGGGGCGGCGGCGGCGGAGGAGGCGGCGGCGGCUCGAUGGGAAGCGUCAGCAACUAUGUGGGCAGAGUGUUCAGUGUGGGCCGCUACCAGGUGACUGUGGAGGAGCUGAUCGCUGAAGGUGGAUUCUCCAUUGUGUUCUUGGCUCGAACCCACAGUGGAGUACGUUGUGCCCUAAAACGCAUGUAUGUUAAUGACCAACAUGACUUAAAUGUUUGCAAAAGGGAAGUAACCGUUAUGAAAGAGCUUUCAGGUCAUAAAAAUAUUGUAGGCUACUUAGACUGUUCCAUUACAGCCAUCAGUGAUAAUGUCUGGGAAGUCCUUAUUCUAAUGGAAUAUUGUCGAGCGGGACAAGUUGUGAACCAAAUGAACCAGAGGCUACAGACGGGUUUCAUUGAGACAGAAGUCUUGCACAUUUUUUGUGAUGUCUGUGAGGCAGUUGCAAGGCUACAUCAAUGCAAAACUCCAAUUAUCCACAGAGAUCUAAAGGUUGAAAAUAUUUUGUUAAAUAAUAAUGGGAACUAUGUCCUCUGUGACUUUGGAAGCGUUACUCAUAAAAUUCUCAAUCCCCAAAUGCAUGGUGUCAGUACUGUGGAGGAUGAAAUCAAAAAGUAUACAACCCUCUCUUAUAGAGCCCCUGAAAUGAUAAAUUUUUAUGGAGGGAGCUCAAUCACUACUAAGGCUGAUAUAUGGGCACUUGGAUGUUUGCUGUACAAACUUUGUUUCUUCACUCUUCCCUUUGGAGAAAGUCAAGUUGCAAUCUGUGAUGGAAGCUUUACUGUGCCAGACACUUCUAAAUAUUCUCACACACUGCACUGUUUAAUACGUUAUAUGCUUGAACCAGAUCAACACAAAAGGCCUGACAUUUACCAAAUGUCACAUUUUGCUUUUAAGUUAGCUGGGAAAGAAUGCCCCAUCCCGAAUAUAUGUAACGUUUCCAUCCCAUCAGUACUUCCUGAGCCCAUGACUGCCAGUGAGGCAGCUGCCAGAAAGAAUCAAACAAAAGCCAGGUUAAGUGAUGCUGUAGGACCAACAGAGACAUCAAUAGCACCACGGCAAAGGCCAAAAGCAACGACAUGUACUCCCAACACAAAUGUGUUACCGAUUCAGAACUCGUCAACUCCAGUGAAGAGGGUAGUCUCCAGUGGAUGUUCCAAUCAGGGGCAAAAAGCGAUUGCACAAGCUGGAAAUGGACAUUUAAUUCACACGACUCAGGGGACCAUUCAGCAACAGCAUCAAGUCCUGCAGCAGAUGCAACAGGGAGACUUGAAGCUUCAUCAACUGCAACAGUUAAAGCAGCAUCAGCUUCAACAACAAAUAUUGCAAAGUCAGGCUCAACAGUAUCAACAGGCUUUGCAACCAUCAAUACAUCUGCAACAGCAGCAACAAAUCCUGCAGCAACAGUUAAUGAUGCAGCCAAUGUACUAUCAACAACAGUCUCCUCAGUACUCUGCUUUGCAGAUGCAGCAAUACCAACAGGCCUUUCCACUGUCUCAGGGUGCCAUACAACACCAUCCGCAUUUUCAACCCUCCCCACACGAAUGUCAACCCACAUUAAUGGCGUUUGUUCCCCCAACCUCUCCGACAUCCCCACAAGCUUCUGGCCAUCCCAGGAUACAGGGUGACCUCUCUUAUGGUAUGGCUUUUGUAGUCACUGGCACCCAUCCAAUGCAACACAGCAGAACAGUGACUGUGGACUCUGCGAUUAACUCAGUCAGGCCUGCUUCUUUGGAAUUGGAUGCAGUCCCCAGCUACUCUCCACAGAAUAUGAGUAACCCUCCUGAUAUGUCUGGAUGGAAUCCAUUUGGAGAGGACAACUUUUCAAAGCUAACCAAGGAGGAACUACUUGAUAGGGAGUUUGACCAGCUCAGAGCAGGUAAACCAGAGCAGAGGAGAACAUCCAUAGAGAGCCAGAGUGAACCACAUCCUGUUCAACAGCUGCCAAUUAAAGAAGACUUGUUUGGUUGUGUUCCAUUUGUUUCUGAAGCAGGAUCGAGGGGAAAUACUGAAGAAAAUGCAACAGAUCCAAGAAUCAUUUCAGACCUCUCCUUUAAAGCUGAAAAACAGGGGCAAGUCAUCUGUCAAUUUGAUGAAGACAGUAAAGAAAGAAGAAAAAGUAGCUCAAGUUUAGUUGUGCAGCAGCAUAGAAAAAAAGACUUGGACAGCGAUUUUGAGUCUGAUCCACCCACUCCAAAGAGCAGUGAAGAAGAGGAACUAGAGGAGGGGUUCCACAGCGAGCAAGGCGAGUUUAAUGAAAACGAUGUUGAAACGGAACAUUUUGGGCAAAGGCCAUUGCUAAUGGACUCUGAAGACGAAGAAGUGGAGGAGGAGGAGGAGGAAGAAAGGAACAGCUCUGAUUCAGACUAUGAUCAGAGUAAGGAGGUUUAUUCUGUAUCAGAACCAGGCAAUGAGUAUAAUGCUGAUGCUGAAAGUGUUGCCAGUGCAGGGUCAGCAGCAGCGCUCAUCACUCCUCCAGAUUCACCACGGACCAAAGGGUGCACAACAUUGCAAGAAGUGGAUGUGUUUGGUGCCGUGCCAUUUGUUGGCCUGUCUCAGCAGGCACAACCCAGCAAGAAAGUGGAAAAUAAAGACCGUUUUCAAAAGGAAGAGUUUGAUGUAUUCAGUAAUGCGCCUUUUACCAAGAAAUUACCUCAUACAGUUCGACACGGUGACGGUACUUUGACACAAACCCCACCUGUUUCACCUAAUGAUGUGGACAUGUUUGGUUCCACUCCUUUCCAGCCCCUUCAAACAAUGCAAAGUACAGAAGAAAAGGAGGAUGUAUUUGGACAUGUUCCUUUUGAAGAAGUUACAGCCAGCCAGCAGCACAAGUUGAAGCAGCGCAGCUUACAAAAACUUUCUUCCCGACAACGCCGCACCAAACACGAAUCUUCCAGUGGAAAUGGCAAGCGUCAUCAUGGCACACCAACAACUGCAAGAAAGCCUUCUAAACCUAGCUAUAGAACUCCUGAGCGAACACGGAGGCACAAAAAAGUAGGCAGGCGUGAUUCACAGAGUAGCAAUGAACUGCUAAAUAUAUCAGACUCUAAAGAGAACAUUGGUGUGGCCCUUUCAGAUGGAAAAGAUAAAAAUCAAAUGUUGUCAGCUGAUGAAAGCCUGCUUGAUCCAUUUGGUGCUAAGCCAUUCCACCCUCAAGAGCUUGUAAGAAAUUCGCAGUGCCAAGCUCUAGGUGAUAACCGAGGGGACCAUAAUUCAGUUGUGAACAGAUCCAGACCAAGCUCUAUACAUGGGCCAUUUCACACUGAAAAUGAGCUAAAUACAGAUGAUUUUGGUGCAGUCCCUUUUACUGAACUUGUAUUGCAUAGUAUUACACAGCAACAUGGUGACUUUGAUCCAUUUGGUGCUGCACCAUUUCCUUCCAAACAGUGAAUCUUAGUCUUCCAGCACAUACUCAAUGUGCACUUUGUUCAAAACUCAUUCCCCACCACAAGGCCUUAAGAGCAGGGCCCUCCCCCUGCUACAGAAUACCUCUUGAGCAGUCAUAGUUGGUGAAAUCCCAGCUGACUUGCAGUCUCUCCCCUUAAAUUCAAUUUUCUCAAUGUGUGGUAGUAGCUUGUAUGAUCCACUUCAUUCUUAAUUUCACAUUUUAAAAAGAUUUAUAACCCCACCUGUUACAAGGGAAUUAAUUCUUUUUAUUAACUUUGAAUUUUUUCAUGAAAAACGUUCUUUUAUUUCUCAAUGUGAGGAAGUGAAAGGCGCUAUAUCAAAUGCAAGGAUUAUUAUUCUUAUACAGAACCUGUUUAAAAAUGUAAUCAUAUGUCCAUUAGAAAGGGACUUGAUUGAAGUUUUCAAACUGUAACUACACUCGAUCAUGUAAAUUAUGCAUUUUGCUUUUUCUGAGGUUGAGGACAUCCAGCGGAAAGAAUUCAUUUGUAGAAUGUAUCCGUAUUCCUCAAAAUAAUCUAGUAUCAGGCCAAAUUCUAUGUGUUCUGCUUAUUGGUAAAGUGAUCAUGAUAUGCAGCCAGUUUGAGAAGCAGACAUUUUUAUAUACCUGGAGUUGAAAUGCCCUUUCAUUAUUGUGUGAUUAAUAAUUGUUUUGCUUGUGUUCAGCCAAGCUGCUUGUGUGAAUGGAAAUCAAACUAGCAUCCAGCAUAUAGUAUAUAUUUUAUUGCUGAGAUACAGUUAAAGUGCACUUUUCAGACUUAGACUUCCACUAUCUAUUGAGGCUUGAAAAUGAACAGGUCUUAACUUUUUGUAUUAAUAGAUUUCAUUGUAAUUUGUUAAACUUGUCAUUUUUAUAUUUUGAUUACAAUUUGCUUAAUGAUUUUCUUUCCACUGUUAACACAUUGAGAGCUCUGUUUGGAUUUGCUCUUUGCAAGCUGUUCAGUCUUGAUUUAUCUUAAUUUAACGAUGCAUCAAGAGGGGUGGUUUUCCCAUAUACCCCUUGUUGUUGAUUGUAUUCAUUCUUAUCUGCUUUCCAAUGAAGCAAUAAAUUCUACUUGGGUCAGA
Molecule: messenger RNA, 4816 nt
Organism: Callorhinchus milii (elephant shark)
Lineage: Eukaryota; Metazoa; Chordata; Chondrichthyes; Chimaeriformes; Callorhinchidae
Gene: bmp2k
Product: BMP2 inducible kinase
Exons: 16
Coding region: 296-3736 (1146 amino acids)
Biological process (GO): protein phosphorylation
Molecular function (GO): protein kinase activity; ATP binding
Source: RefSeq, a predicted model, not a curated record